ACGGACACUUCCUGUUGUCGCUUCCGUUGGGAACGAGGAGCCCGUGUGAGCUUCCCCGGGCAGGCGCCGUGAGAGGCGAGCCGUUCAGCCUACACCCCGGCACCGCCAGAGUCAGACUCUGACCCCGAGUCGGGGCCGCCAGAUUCUGAGCGCUAGAACCGCACUCCGAGCCGUCUACUCCCGGGCUCUCACCCGGAAGCGCUGGGCGCUGAGCCCCUAGGCCUCGAAUCGUCGCGCCCCCACCCCGACGCUGUAACUCCACUCCGGGCCUACCCGCUCCUCUUCUGGAACCAUGGGUUUGUCCAUCUCGAGGAUAUUGGACCGACUGUUUAUGAAGAAACAGAUGAGGAUCCUGAUGGUUGGACUUGAUGCUGCUGGUAAAACCACAAUUCUCUAUAAGCUGAAGUUGGGUGAAGUUGUCACCACCAUUCCAACAAUUGGUUUCAAUGUAGAGACUCUAGACUACAAAAAUAUUACCUUCACUGUAUGGGAUGUUGGCGGUCAGGAUAAAAUUCGACCUUUGUGGAGACACUACUACCAAAACACACAGGGUCUGAUUUUCGUUGUGGACAGCAAUGACCAAGAGAGGGUGCAGGAAUCUCUAGAACAACUGAACAAAAUGAUUAAUGAGGAUGAGCUGAGCAAUGCAGUGCUGUUAAUAUUUGCAAACAAGCAGGAUUUGCCAAAUGCUAUGACAACUGAAGAUCUCCGUGCUAAACUGGAACCACUGGCCACCAGCAGAACUUUGCACAUUCAGCCCACAUGUGCAACCAGUGGCCACGGUCUCUAUGAAGGACUGGAUUGGUUGUGCCAGAAGCUGUGUAAUAACUAGAGGACCCAGGUUCAUCAUCUAUCCUAUCUACAUCAGUGUGUCAACUGCUAGGACUUGAACUCGAGGACUUUUUAACAAUGGCUUCCCAACUCUCUUGUGUUCUCCUUUUUAUUUUGCUUUAUCUCAUGCUUGUCAACAUGGUGCAUUUUAAAAUUAAAAUCAAUUUGGUUAGGCGUGAUCUCUUCAUUCAAUGGUUGGAUGCCCCUUGCCAAGGCCAGUUCAAGGACUUUAUAGCACUCUGUAGUCACUCACGCGAUGCUUAUUCACAAGCAUCAAAAGUUCUGAGAACUCUGCGUGCAGCUCCCAACUUAAGACAAUUUGAAUUUCAGAAGUUAUGAACAACUGGAUGAACAUCUCGUUGUUUGUUUGAUCUGCUGAUUGUGGACUAUUUGAAAUGAUUGUUCAACAUGCUGUGCCAGUUUCUUUAGUGUUCCACAGCCAUCGUGAGGAUUCAAAGGAAGGAAGAGGUUUUUGCAGAUGUGAUGCUAAAUUGGAUAUAGGAAUUGUAAUUAAUGACCAUAAUUAUUUUCAUAAAUGUAGUUUAAAAACUACUAGAGAAUGAGUGCGCCAAUUAUGAGACUCGAGCAAAUCUUCAUUUUUCAGAGUGACGCUCUUUGAGUAAACUGUGGCCUACUUACAAGCCAACUUUUUCUAUUUACCUUUACUCAUUGUGCACAAAGGAGCUUUAUACCUUUAAGCAACCACUUACUCUUCCCUCAGCCUUUUGGUGAUUGGUUUAGGUUUCAUCCUCAGCAUAUGAGGGACAGGAUUCCUGCAUUGGUGUUUCUCCCAUCAUUGCCAAAGGGCCACUCCAGUGAGGUCUGAUUUGAAGUCACUGGUGUGCAGAUCCAGAUAGGAAAUGCCUUUUGAAAGAAUUACGUUACUUUAGAUGACAAUUUAUAUAUUUUACUCUGUAGCAGUUUUUUUUCUCCGUUUAGGAAUAAACUAUUAGGUUACGAAGGGCACUGGUUUGCUGUUUUAAUAACUUAAGGGUAAAUCAAUUUCCACAACUGUACAAAAAAUUUAGUUGUCUUGACUGUUUAAAAAUACAACCAAAUCUUAGUGUAUGCAUGGAGUAUUUACCUUGUAUUGUAUUUGUGCUAAUGUUAUGAUGGGGAAUUCUUGAUUUCCUGUUACUGUUACUGUCUUUUGGGGUAUGUAAACACCUACAAAUGAAUAUUGCGUUCUCAGUGGAGAUGGUGAUCCUGAUAACUGGAUAAACAGUAAAUCAGUGAGCUGAAGCAAACCAUAUUGAACGUAACCAAAGGCUUCUUUCUGGGAAAUAUUGACUCAAUCUUAAUAAAGGCCUUUUCAGAAAUA
Messenger RNA from Hemiscyllium ocellatum (epaulette shark), 2152 nucleotides. Its product is annotated as ADP-ribosylation factor 5-like. Gene Ontology annotation, molecular function: GTPase activity; GTP binding. The coding region runs from base 293 to 832 and encodes 179 amino acids. The transcript has 6 exons. The record is from RefSeq and is a predicted model, not a curated record. Gene Ontology annotation, cellular component: plasma membrane; cytoplasm. Lineage: Eukaryota; Metazoa; Chordata; Chondrichthyes; Orectolobiformes; Hemiscylliidae. Gene Ontology annotation, biological process: intracellular protein transport; vesicle-mediated transport.